Molecule: messenger RNA, 3070 nt
Organism: Bactrocera oleae (olive fruit fly)
Lineage: Eukaryota; Metazoa; Arthropoda; Insecta; Diptera; Tephritidae
Gene: temp
Product: protein prenyltransferase alpha subunit repeat-containing protein tempura
Biological process (GO): protein prenylation
Cellular component (GO): cytoplasm
Molecular function (GO): protein prenyltransferase activity
Source: RefSeq, a predicted model, not a curated record
AGUGACAGACAACAGCUGUUUUAAAGAUGCGUUGCCAAGUUUUUUGCUUUUAUUUUGAAGGGCGGAGUAAUUGGUAACGCUGAGCCGUAAUAGAAUGCAAACAUGUGUAUUUUGACAUUUGAGCGGAGUGUUUGACAGCAUCAUAAAAUUUCUAGUGGGUUUGUGUUUCUGCGUUUAGUUGGGAAUUGAUAAAUAUUAUGUUAAUUUAUAUUUCCAAUUUAAUUAAAUUGCAUUCGUAUACGAAUCUAUAGUGAGAUUAUUGCAACCAAGUAAACGGUAUUCAAAUUAAUGUGCGCUAAAAUUGAAUUCUGACAUUUAAGGUUAUUUCUUUAAUUUGUGUGAUUCUGAUGCGCUGGAGCUUUACUCUGCAUUCCUCAUCUCGGUUAUCGCAGAGUCGGUUAUCAUAGAGGCUUUUGUCCACGCUUGCGUGUUGUUUCGGUUUGCGUGUAUGUUUAUUUCUCGAGGAGUUCCAUUAGGUGUCUCAUAUAUGCAUAUAAAAUAAAUUAUCGCGAAUGCCAGAAAUACGGCUUUGGAGAAAUAGCUGCGGCAUUGUGACGCUCAAUAACACAAAAUACGCGGGCAUACACAUACAUACACGCACACACAGGAGAAUUGUGGUCAAUCGCGCAAAUACAAAUUGGUGAACAGACAGAAAAGACAAUUCUGAACAAGAACGCUUGGAGUGUUGUAUUUGUUGGAUUGUGUUUUAUUUAAAUUGGAAUUUAUUAUACUUUUUUUUAAACAUUUUCUGCGGUUGUGUCGAGUGGAUCGGUUGUUUGCGCUGUGCUCAGCGGUUUUAGUUUGUUUUUCUUUCUUUGAGGCGACUAGUGCCGCGUUUUAUAAUUCUUUUAAUACAAAUUAAUGAAACUAAAAAUAAAACUAACAAUAUAAAAAACACGCAGAAUAAACGUGCCGAUAUUUCAUAUCCAUCAGGUACCACACCAAUAGUAGCUGAAACUGCGGUGACAUGAAAGCAAUUGGUAAAAGACCCCUUGAAAAUUAAGAAAAAAAAAAACUUAAAACGCACAGCUAACAUAUCGCAUAAACAUAAAGUGAAAAUUGUAAUAAAAUAAGACUAAAAUUGAUAUCAAAGUGAGGUUUUUACAACACAACAUGGAUCUGGUUGCAGAAAAUGAGAAUGAGGUGUUAUGCGAGAAAAUUAUUAAUGACAUACAAGCGGUAUUUCUCAAGGACCCAGACCUCUCCACAUUUGAAAUCAUACCGACUAUUUUGAAUCGCAACAAAUCGCCCGUGGUCCAUGCCGAACAUCAUCUGGGGCUGGAGUCGUGGUGUGUCAAACAUGUAUACGAUCAUGCGCACAAGGCGAUAAUUGGUUAUCGGCGGCAGCAUCAAACACGCUAUCUGCAACACAGCGAUGUGCUGCUGAAGUAUCUGAAUGUGGCGCUGCUAAUUAAUACGGAUGUGGCCACAUUCUGGAACAUACGCCGCCAAAUGGUGCAGACGAAUCACUUGAAAAUUAAUUGCGAAUUUAAAUUCUCCGCGCUUAUACUGUCGAAGAAGCCAAAAUCGAGCGAAGCCUUCGCAUAUCGACGCUGGUUGUAUUCGUUUCAGAGUCACGACGCCAUCGAUUGGCCCAGUGAGUUUGGCAUUUGUGACCGUUGCGCCGAUCGCAGCGCGAAUAAUUACCACGCAUGGACGCAUCGCCAAUGGGUGCUACAGAAUGCGCCCGAUCUGAUACGCUCCGAAUUGAUGAUAACCGAAAAGUUCAUGCGUAAACACAUUAGCGACUACAGCAGCUAUCAUUAUCGCCAAACGCUGCUUGAGCGCGCCUACGCAUUGUGCUACUACGAAUCAAAUGAGCUGGAACAUUUACAUAAUUUGAAAGAUUUGAUUAGCUAUUAUCUGCAAGAUGAUUUGGAAAUACUUAGCACAGUCGAUGUCUUGCAAAUAAUGUUGCCCGGCGUCGAUCGUGCAGCGCUGGGCGAACCACGGCUCAGCUCCUUUCUCUAUUGCUGCAAUUUGGCUGCGCACGAUAUACGUCUGUGUGACGAUCAGAAGAAUAUGUAUGGCGUGCGUGAAUCAUUUGAGAAUCAUCGACGCUCAUCGUUGCGUUUCAUUGUGGAGAAUUGCGUGCGUUUGUUGUUGGGUGAAUUGCCGGGUCUGUAUUUGACGCCGCGUACAUAUGCGCAACUGCAGGAGUUCAAUGCAGCGCUGAAGAAGUUCGAUUAUGCAACCAAUACAUUUUUGUCGGCGCUUAAGCGUUCGGAGGCGCUUCUGGGCGACAGUCAUCGCAAAUGGUGUACAAUUUUUUUGGGCUUUAAUUACGCGUGAAGCGUGUGCAGCGCAUGCGCAAAUGGCAAAUUAUUGCUGUUUUUAGUGAACUCAUUUUCGAGUUUUAGCGGCGACAAUGAAUAAAGUUAUAUAUUUAAUAUCGUCGUAUAAAAUAUCAUAUGUUGCCGCGACUAUUGUUAGCAGAGCCUAAGGCCGUGGCUUAGCAUUGUGCUUCUUUAAAACUGUUAAAGUUAAAGUGGUGUCAAAAAAAAAAUUCUAAAAUUUAAAACAGAAAAAUGCGUCUAAAAUAUAUAUACAAAUAUAGCUUAAUUCAUGGUUUUUGUCAGUUUGUCAAACCGUUGUGUUUGUUUAGUGCUCAUAUAACGUUACUUUCUUACGCGUUAUAUUCGUUACAUAAUACACAUACAUAUAUACAUCUAGAAACUGCAUUUAUAAUUUAACUUAAAACUAUGAAAAAAACUAAAAUAUUUUAUACCAUAUCUAUAGUUCACUACUACGCUGUCUACCACACUGUGCAUAAAACAUAAAUAAAAUAUAAAUUUAAGUAAUACUUGUAUAAUUAACUACACUUUCGCAUAAGUAUAAAGCUGUCAUUUAAAAAAUCAAAAUUUUUGUUACAACGCGUUGACAAACAAAAAUACUUUUACACCAAAUACUCUUGUAAUCCAAUAAAUAUAUUGUAUAUUAAGUAAAGCAGCAGAAAUAUAUAGUUAGCAUUUAAUAGAAAAUUGUAGCAUGAAUUUAAAGGAAUGUAUAUUGUAAAGAAAAUUUGUAAAAUAAAAAAAACAAUAUGUAAAAGAGACUAUUUUGAAAAAUA